Messenger RNA from Linnemannia hyalina, 2556 nucleotides. Lineage: Eukaryota; Fungi; Mortierellomycota; Mortierellomycetes; Mortierellales; Mortierellaceae. The record is from the annotation of a GenBank genome assembly.
AUGGCACCCAGGAAGAAUGGACCUUCGAAGCGGAAUGCAGUUGUCAGCAGCAGUAGCGCUAAUAGCAGAGGAGCAGAGCUCUCCAGCCAAUCUGCUUCAUCUUCCUCCGCGCCGGCCACCGCCAGAAGAAGCUCCCGUCGACAAGCCAACAUAACCUCGUCAGCCUUGACACAAAACGCCACCAAAUCAAUUUCUGACUCAGUUGACGACAGGAACAUAUCCGAGGAUGAUAGCGACUUUCAGAGUAAUUCGACUAGUGGUCCCUCUAUUAUGAAGGGUUCGAUUGGCAAGACAUCUGGCAGUAAACGAAGCGUGUUGUGGAAGACUACACCAGUGACACCUAAGAAGCAGAAACAGGAAGAGGAGGAUGAUCUGUUGGAGGUGGACGAUGGUGCGAUAGACAUGGAUCAGGACAACGACGAACAGCAACAGGAGAGCGACCAUGAUGCCGCGGAUUCUGGGUUGGAUGAUGUGGGCGAUCCUGAAUUCAACCCAGACUACUACAGCAGCGAUGACGACCAAGAGUGGGUCGAAGUUCCCGUCCCAGACGUUUUACCACAGCAGGAGGCGGCAGCAGAUGAUUAUGACGAGGAAGAAGAGAUGUCAGGACCAUGGCAGUAUAACGCCGUAGAGAUCGUAUUUGACAAACCGCCAGAGGACGUCAAAAAGACGCCGGGUCGAGGAAUCACCAAGGAGGAACGCAUGAUCCGAGUUUUGAUCCACCAAACUCAUCUUCUCUGCCUUGUUGCGAGCGGACUUUGUCGAAACCGCUGGAUCAACAGCCCAAAGAUGCACACUGUCGCCUUGUCUUUGGUCCCUGGGCAUAUAGCCUCAUCAGUGCAGAUGGCCCAUGACAAUCCCAUCCGAGAGGUGAAUGCUUUGCAAGUCUUGACUCUCUGGUGGAAGGACUCCUUUGUCGUCACAGGGCCAGGCAUCGAGAGUGUUCCGUAUACAGAUAUUGAUGUUGUUGGUGUCGAGGCGGCGAUGCCGGCAAACAGAGGAGAGAGCUUCAAAACACGCAAGAGCCUUCAGAGGCGACUGUUGAACAGGCAUGGGUCGACUGACGUUUGCUCGCAGCUGUUCACUGCUAUCUGCCGCUCCUUGGGUCUGAAGGCCAGGUUGGUGGAGUCCUUGCAGGCUUGCACAUUCAAAGUUACCCUGCCCAAGGACGAAAUGGUCAAUUCUGGAGCAGAGGCGUCAACAAAUACCACGGGCUCUAACAAGAAAGGGAAGAAGAAGAAGGAGGCGAUAUUAGACGAGAGCGACACUACACGCGGAUCGCGACAGGUGAUCUCGACACCUCACCGAUUGCCAAAGAAACCCAAAUUACCGCCACACAACAAACUUGCAGAUCCGCCUGUCUUUUGGACAGAAGUUUAUGCGGAGGUAAACCAGAAAUGGGUUACCAUUGAUCCAGUACGUGGCGUUGUGAACAGCCCACUGAAAAUGCAUCCAGCAGCUUCGUGCGCCACCAAUAAUUUAGCCUAUGUUGUCGCAUACGACGAAGACAACUAUGUUACGGAUGUCACUCGGCGGUACACGAGCCAGUGGACAACUGUUACCAAGAAACUCCGCGUUCAGCCUGUUGGUCCAACCGGAUUCGAUUGGUGGGCACAGACCAUGGCAGGUUUGGCAAACCCGUUGCCCUCAGUCGAGAAGGACAUCGAAGAAGCUGAACUGCAGCAAGCUGAGGCCUCUGAACGGAUGCCUACCAAACUCAGUGAUUUCAACAACCAUCCUAUCUACGCAUUAGAGAGACAUCUGAAGAAGUUUGAGGUCCUGCAUCCAAAGCUUCCUGUUCUUGGGCAUAUCCGUGGAGAGGCCAUCUACCCUCGGAGCUGCGUCAAACAAGUCCGAUCCAAAGAGAACUGGCUGAAGCGAGCUCGUCAGAUCAAGAGCAGUCAAGUCGUCCCUAUCAAGUGGAUCAAGUCGCGUCCUGCGACCAUCUUUCAGAUGCGACUGCAGCAACAAGCGGCGCUCGCAGGUGGGAACAAGACGGAGACGGAUGAUGAUCAAGGAGAGGCAUCGGGGCGGGGCAUUGGUCGAGUUGCAAGACAGUUGGGUGUUGAUUUUGUUGAGGCUGUGACUGGAUUUGAAUUCCAAUCGAGAAGAUCGGUGCCAGUGAUUCAGGGAAUCAUUGUUCCUACCGAGAGUGCCGAGCUGGUGAUGGAUGCAUAUCGCGAGGUGACCCAUCAUGCGGAUCAAGAGGCGCACAAGAAGAAGCGGACGGAGGUGCUUCGACGCUGGCGUAAACUGAUCAAAGGCGUUGUUUUGCGGUCUCGGUUGAUGGAGGAGUAUGGCGAGGAUAUGGCGGUGGACGAGGACGAUGAGAAAGAUAGUUGGAUCCCUCCUGAGGAUGAUGACGACGAUGAUGAAGUUGGUCAACCCCAUGAUAUGCCUUCUUCGUCGACAACAGGUAGCAUCAGUACAGCAGCGAGAAAGCGUCGCCUAGUCGAUGGUGGUAGUAAGGGAGAGGGAGAAGAACCAGAAGGUCGGCCAGAACCGACUCAGGCUCACGUGGAGGCAGAUUCUGGCGGUGGUUUCUUGUUUGAUUGA